Molecule: messenger RNA, 1608 nt
Organism: Gadus morhua (Atlantic cod)
Lineage: Eukaryota; Metazoa; Chordata; Actinopteri; Gadiformes; Gadidae
Product: zinc finger BED domain-containing protein 1-like
Exons: 3
Coding region: 312-1469 (385 amino acids)
Molecular function (GO): protein dimerization activity
Source: RefSeq, a predicted model, not a curated record
AGCUUUUCACGGAUAAAGAAAUCCCUCUUCUGUAUGAAAAAGUGAGGCAUGAAAUAGCUAAAUCGUUGAGCAAUGCCAAAAGAGUUGCUAUUACAGUUGAUGGUUGGACGUCUCGCGCCACUGACUCCUAUGUCACCGUAACGGCACAUUACAUCGAUGAAGAGUGGGUUUUACAAAACCACGUCCUUCAAACCAGACCGUUCAACGAGGCUCACACAGGGAAUAAUCUGGGACUUUUACUGAAGGACGUUUGUUGCACAUGGAACAUCGCAGACAAGAACCCAGCGUUGGUCACGGACAACGCAAAAAAUAUGUUACUGGCUGGAGUUCGUGCAGAGAUAAACCCCCAUGUGCGAUGCAUCGCGCACACGCUCAAUCUGGCCUCACAAAAAUCCCUGAAGGUGGACAGGGUGUCAGAGCUUCUGGUGAAAGUGAGGAAGAUUACAACUUUUUUUCACAGAAGCCCACAAGCAACUGAGGUUCUACGUGAAAUGCAGGCCCAGUUACACAUGCCAAAUCACAAGCUCAUCCAUGAUGUUCCCACAAGAUGGAACAGUUCACUUGACAUGUUGGAGCGUUUUUGGGAGCAGCAGCCUGCUGUGUUGAACACUCUUCUGUCAAGGAAGAUAAAGAGGGGAGAAGGAUUAGCCAGCCUGACAGAGGAAGACAUGACACUGAUCCCAGAGGUCAUCAAAUUGAUGUCCCCUCUGAAAGUGGCAACAACACUCCUCAGUGAGGAAAAACACCCCACUAUCUCAAUGAUCUCCCCAAUACAGGCCAAACUUCAGAAGCAUUUCCAGCCAAAUGAGAGCGAUCUGCUGGAAAUUUCUGUGAUGAAGGAGCGAUUCCGACAGGAUUUUGAUGGUCGCUACACGUAUCUCCAAGACCUCCUCUACUAUGCUGCAGUGCUCGAUCCACGGUUCAAAGACCUGGCUUUCUUGGAAGACCACGGCACCAAGGACAUGGUAUUCACGAAGCUAACAGCAGAGGUGGUGAUGAUGGAGGAAGAGGCAAGUGACAGUGGCACACUCAAUGAGGGCCAGGCAGGUGACAGUGGCACACUGACUGAGGGCCAGGCAGAGGUUGACAGAAGCCCAGAGGAAGAGAGAGAUGAUGUCCCCCCCAAGAAGACAGCCUUGAACCAGAUGUUUGGGGAUUUCCUCACUGCGAGAGCACCAAUGAAGACCACAAGGGAGAGGGCUAGGGCAGAAAUCUUAAAGUACAGAGAGAGGGAUUCUUUAGCUUUGAGUGGUGAUGUGUUGCAGUGGUGGAAAAAACAAGUGGAUCUUCCACUGCUUUCAGCCUUGGCAAAGAGCUACCUGUGCAUCCCAGCAACGAGUGUACCCUCUGAAAGAGUGUUUAGCACGGCUGGGGACAUAGUUACAGCAAAGCGCAGUUUGCUUCAUCCUGAUCAUGUGGAUCAACUCAUAUUCCUUAAGAAAAACCUGAAAAUAGGACAAAUUAGUUAAAUUUAGUGUGUGAGGCAGUUGAUCCACAUGUUUAGGAUGAAGCAAACUGUGUUGUGACUGUCAGGUAUAGUGAAAAAAUGUUACAUUCAGAACACACUUAUGCACAUACACACACAUACACAUACACAUCACACAUACA